UCUUUUGGCUGCUUCCUUGGGACAAAGGGUAUCAAAAGGUUAUAUGAGGUUUGUGGGGGGCAAUGCAUGGCAGUUUGCUGCACGUGCAAAUUCCUCCACAUAUUUGCUGCGUUAAGUACUAAAUUCUGUGAAAGUACAACAUUUCUUUAUGCACAGUUAAAGAAUUGGAAUGGCUAAAUGGGAUCUGUUUUGACCGGCAUUCUUCUCAGAUUCAGGGAUGGUCAUUUCCCUCAUUGCCAAGCUGAGAGAUUAAAAUUAGGACAUUUUAAACUUGUUCUGGACAAGUAAACUGUGGUUUCCCUUGUGACUUUACCAAUCUCUAAAGCAGCCGGCUUGGGCCACAUCAUUGCUUCCUGAACCCCAGUGGCUUUGUAGCCUUGGAAAAUUAUUUCGCCAGAGUUCGAGAAGGGCUGAAAUGAAUCUCCAGUUGAUCCUGGUUUGUGUGCCAGCUGUUGGCUGAUAGUGAGAGGAUGUGUCCCAAUCAUCUCCUUAGACAUCGUCAUGUUUCACCCAUAGGAAGAUCUGGCUGACUUGCCUGAUGAGUCUUCCAAUUCCGAACUGGAUCCAUUGGAUAUUGUGAAAGUUGAGGUCCCCAUGGAUGGAGACGGAAACUCUGACCAUCAACCGUACUUCCUUGGAGAAGUCACAGACCUGCCCCAGGGAAUGUACAGUAGCAGGAGGAUGAAGGCGACUUUUGACUCUCCCCCAAGGAAGGAAAAACUGCACAAGUGCCAAUAUUGUGGGAAGCUGUCUGACUGCCGCGCCCACCUGGUGAUUCACGAGCGAACCCACACAGGGGAGAAGCCCCACAAAUGCUCAGCUUGUGGGAAAAGCUUCACCCGGAAGGAAUCCCUGAUUAUCCACGAGAGGUUCCAUACCGGGGAGAAGCCUUAUAAAUGCUCGUUGUGUGGGAAAACCUUCAGUGAUAAAAUCGGGCGCCUCAUCCACGAGAGAACUCACACCGGGGAGAAGCCGUACAAAUGCUCCGAGUGUGGGAAGAGCUUUGGCACUCGCUGCAACCUCCUGAGGCACCGGAGAGUUCACACGGGCGAGAAACCGUACCGCUGCCUGGACUGCGGUCAGACUUUCCGGUACAGGCCACAGUUAGUGAUCCAUGAGGGCACCCACAAGGGGGAGAAGCCUUAUAAAUGUCCAGACUGUGGAGAAACUUUCAGUCAGACCCGACAUCUGGUGAUACAUAAAUGGACUCAUACCGGAGAGCGGCCUCACCAGUGCGCCGUCUGCGGCAAAAGUUUCAAUCAAAAGUCGGACCUUAUUACGCACACCAGGACCCACACGGGGGAGAAGCCGUACGUCUGCUCCGACUGUGGGAAGAGCUUCAUUUCUAGCUGCCAGCUGAGGAAGCACGAGAGAAUCCACACUGGGGAGAAGCCGUACCAGUGUGCCGAGUGUGGGAAAUGCUUCUCUUACAGUUCUCACCUCACCACGCACAAGCGGACACACACGGGCGAGAAGCCUUACCAGUGCCCGGACUGUGGGAAGUGCUUCAUUUCUAGUUCUCACUUCACUGCCCAUAAAAGGACGCAUACUGGCGAGAAGCCCUAUCAGUGUACCUACUGUGGGAAUAGUUUUAUUCAGCGAUCGCAGCUUGCCAAACACGAGAGGUCGCACACGGGAGAGAAGCCCUACGUCUGCUCGGAGUGUGGACAGAGCUUCCGAUGGAGCCAAGGGCUCAAAAAGCACAUGCGGACUCACACUGGCGAGAAGCCGUACGGGUGCCCCGAGUGCGAGAAAAUGUUCUCCAGUUCCUCUAAUCUGUCCAGGCAUCAGAAAAUCCACAUGAGGGAGAAGCUAUAAUGGGCAUUUUAGGCAAAAAGACAGUAGUAAGGCGAUAGGAACAGCUAGGUAACAGGCAAUCCUCGCUCGAAGUUACAGUCGACCUGAAAAAGGGGACUUUUAACAACCUGGAGUUCGGAGUUGUGACGGUUGGGCCCCCUCCACGGCCAUGUGACCAAAUUUCGGGCACUUGGCAACAGAGCCAUUCGCGGUAUCCCAUGAUCACGUGACCGCAUUUGGCAAAGGUUUUGCUGAAAACCAGCACUUGGCAAAACUGCACCCGUAGGAAGCCAUUGGUUUACUUAAGACCCGAUGGUGUUUCCUUAACGACUGCAGAUUUGUUUAAUGAAUGCAAUGAUUUGCUGAACGAUGGUGGCAAAAGGGUUCUUAAUAUCAGGUUGGUCAUGUUCAGUGUCUGUUAUGACAUGACUGUAACGGGUAAGCUCCGCUACUACCAGUAGUGGUAUACCAUGGCGAAGGUCAGUGGUGGCGAACCUAUGGCACGCAUGCCAGAGGUAGCACUCAGAGAUGGCAACCAUCCCCCUUCAACCAGCUGCCCGCUAACUCGCUGAAGUCCCACAUGGCUGGAUGCA
Crotalus tigris (Tiger rattlesnake) is the source of this 2390-nucleotide messenger RNA. RefSeq names its product zinc finger and SCAN domain-containing protein 2-like. The coding region runs from base 595 to 1818 and encodes 407 amino acids. NCBI's taxonomy places the organism in Eukaryota, Metazoa, Chordata, Lepidosauria, Squamata, Viperidae. The record is from RefSeq and is a predicted model, not a curated record. The transcript has 2 exons. Gene Ontology annotation, biological process: regulation of cytokine production; regulation of immune system process; negative regulation of transcription by RNA polymerase II.